Messenger RNA from Xiphias gladius (swordfish), 3161 nucleotides. RefSeq names its product exocyst complex component 8 (gene exoc8). Lineage: Eukaryota; Metazoa; Chordata; Actinopteri; Istiophoriformes; Xiphiidae. Bases 255 to 2315 code for a protein of 686 amino acids. The transcript has 6 exons. Gene Ontology annotation, cellular component: exocyst. The record is from RefSeq and is a predicted model, not a curated record. Gene Ontology annotation, biological process: intracellular protein localization; Golgi to plasma membrane transport; exocytosis.
CCCGAAACAGGUCGAAGAAAAGGACGAGGUCUCGUACUCGCUGUCAAACUGCUCCUGCAGCUGAACGGCGAGCAGAAAAUCCUCAUCCAUUACAACAGAAGGGGGCGGCGGAGGGUGUCAACCAGUUUACAGCUUCCUGUUUGGGUUGCAAGCGGAAAUGAGCCGAGGAGCCCGGACGAACUCUCCUUCUGUCCACAUUCGUCCCCAGCUUGUAAACAUUUAGUCUCAAUAGGUGAUCGCACACACGACAGAAGAUGUCGGAAACGGGAAACCGACUGCGGAAACUGCUCGAAUCGCCCAACUUCGACCCGCAAAAUUACGUCAAGCAGCUGUCGCAGCAGUCCGACGGCGACAGAGAUCUGCAGGAGCAUCGUCAAAAGAUCCAAAACCUGGCCGACGAAACGGCUCAAAACCUGAAGAAAAAUGUCUACAAGAACUACAGGCAGUUCAUCGAGACGGCCAAAGAGAUCUCCUACCUGGAGAGUGAAAUGUACCAGCUGAGCCACAUCCUGACAGAGCAGAAGAGCAUCAUGGAGAGCAUCACUCAGGCCUUGCUGUCCACUGACAAGGACGAGACCUCCAAGGAGAUGCAGGCUGCUUUCCCCAAAGAAACGGAGGAGCUGAAGCAGAGGACGCUCACCUCCCUGCUGGAGAAAGUGGAGGGGGGCAAAAACAUUAUGGACACCCCCGGGAGGCACCUUGUCUACAACGGCGACCUGGUGGAGUUCGAUGUGGACAACAUGUCCCCCAUCCAGAAGGUGCACGCGUUCCUCAUGAAUGACUGCCUGUUGAUCGCCACCUGGCUGCCGAACCGUAGAGGCACUGUGAAGUAUAAAUACAACGCCUUGUACGACCUGGAGAGCUUUGCCGUGGUCAACGUAAAAGACAACCCUCCCAUGAAGGACAUGUUCAAGAUCCUCAUGUUCCCGGACAGCCGCAUCUUCCAGGCGGAGAACAGCAAAAUCAAGAAGGAGUGGCUGGAGAUCCUGGACGAAACCAAGAAGAACAAAGUCACCAAGGACAGGCACGAGAAAGAGGAGGAGGCCCCUACUUCUCCUGUUAGACCUGAAGUGUCCACCAAUCCUUUCGAACAGGACGAUGACGAGCCAGCUGACGCCGAAGAGUGCGUGGACCUCAGCCUCGAGUGGAUCCAGGAGCUGCCGGAGGAUCUGGACGUCUGCAUCGCCCAGAGAGACUUUGAGGGCGCUGUGGACCUGCUGGACAAGCUCAACGAGUAUCUCAGGGACCAGCCGGUCACACAGAGGGUCAAAGAGCUCCGGGCGAAGGUGGACGAGCGUGUGCGGCAGCUGACAGAGGUCCUGGUGUUCGAGUUGUCUCCAGAUCGCUCGCUUCGGGGAGGACCUAAAGCCACCCGGCGGGCUGUGUCCCAGCUGAUCAGACUAGGCCAGUCCACAAAGGCCUGUGAGCUGUUUCUGAAGAACCGUGCUGCCGCCGUCCAGACAGCCAUACGCCAGCUGCGCAUCGAGGGAGCCACGCUGCUCUACAUCCACAAACUCUGCAACAUCUUCUUCACCGGCUUGCUGGAGACGGCCAAGGAGUUUGAAAUGGAUUUCGCAGGAAACACGGGCUGCUACUCCGCCUUCGUGGUCUGGUCCAAGUCAGCCAUGCGGAUGUUUGUGGACGCCUUCAGCAAACAGGUGUUUGACAGCAAGGAGAGUCUGUCGACGGCGGCAGAGUGCGUCAAAGUGGCUAAGGAACAUUGUCAACAGCUGACUGAGAUCGGCCUGGACCUGACCUUCACCCUGCAGUCCCUGCUGGUCAAAGACAUCAGGGCGGCCCUGCAGAGCUACAAGGACAUCAUCAUCGAAGCCACCAAGCACCGAAACUCCGAGGAGAUGUGGAGGAGGAUGAACCUUAUGACCCCUGAGGCUCUGGCUAAGCUCAAGGACGAGAUGCGCGGCUGUGGCAUGGGCAGUUUCGAGCAGUACACCGGGGAUGACUGCUGGGUGAACCUGAGCUACACCAUCGUGGCCUUCACAAAGCAAAUGAUGAGCUUCUUGGAGGAAGGCCUGAAACUCUACUUCCCCGAGCUGCACAUGGUGCUGCUGGAGAGCCUGAGGGAGAUCAUCCUGGUGGCCGUGCAGCACGUGGACUACAGCCUCCGCUGUGAGCAGGAUCCCGAGAAGAAGGCCUUCAUCCUGCAGAACGCCACCUUCCUCCACGACACCGUGCUGCCCGUGGUGGAGCGGAGGUUCGAGGAGGGCGUGGGCAAGCCGGCCAAACAGCUGCAGGACCUGAGGAAGAGCACCAGGCCGGUUCGAAUCAAUCCGGAGAGCACCACAUCUGUGGUCUGAGACUGCGACAAGCCCGAAGAUACGGAUAUUUUUAGACCCCGCUCACGAUUCAACCACAUGAUUGUUCUCUCUGCUUCACAGCUCAUCUCAUUAUAAUCGCGGAUGUGAUCGAGGGCUCGAGGAAAGCCCCGGGUGAAGUUAUCAGCUUAUCCCCAGAAAAGAAGCAUCAGGCCGGGGGGAUUAUGCGAGAGGAAUUCAUCCAGUCAACACUCUGCGGGAAAAACACAGUAAACAGUUCACGUGAUGAAUAGAUGGUAGUUUUGGUUCUCUGGUCGCCCCAAGGCUCCAGGCUCUCUGCUUCAUCUCAGCAUCUUCAUCCAGGAUGCCUGAGACAGUUCCUCUUCAGCCACAGCAUAAAAACAAGAUGACAUUUUUAGAUGCUUGUUUCCAGCCUCGUCUCGCUUCACAUUCGCACAGCUCUGCUUGUUUACAGAUGGCAGAUGGCAGAAGGCUGAUUUAACCUGUCAGGGGUGAAUUCUCCUCCACAGAUAUAGUGACACGGGUUUUUUUUUAUUUAUUUAUUUUUUUUUAAAUUUGACAGGCACUCUGGUGAAAUAAAUAAUUGUAUGAAUCCAUCACUGACUACUGAUCAAAUUCUAAACUGUCCAGAGUGCUUUACUUACCGUAUAGCGUUGUUUUAAAGGGUGUACUCAUCUGUUACUUUUGUAUAUUUAUCAACAGUAGUGCAAAGUAACUAAGUGCAUUUACUCCAGUACUGUACAUUUACUGUAAUUUCCAUUUUGUGCUACCUUAUACUUACACUCCACUACAUUUCAGAGGUAAAUUUUACACCUUCUAUCCCACUUGUUUUACUUGAUAACUUUGAUUAACAGUAACCUUGCAGAU